AUGUCUGUCUUUGGGUUGGAACGCAGUAACACCGCCCCAAACGACGUUUAUGAUCAUGUCAUAGACCUUAUUGACUCGACCAAACCCAAGGCUAGCCCAGAAAGAAGCUACCAGGAUGGUUCUAGAUCGAACCAGACACCUCGAGCACCGUCACUCAGCGGACAGCGGACCAAAGGUCAUCUAAGGAAAGAACUAGCUCGCAGAAAAUAUGCUCGAUGGCAAGAAGAAAAAGAGACAGACGUGUCGGGGUCAGAAGUCAGCGGUGACGAUCCCCGCAGUGAAGCAGCCGCCAAAGGAAUAUCGAAAACAGACACGAUUCGCUCAGGAAGAUUAAGAGACAGAGUUCCCUUUCGACCGAAGAAGAAGGCUGCUAGAUCUCAUGCUGGACUUGACGCUUUCAUCGACGUUCUGUAUGAGAACCAACGAGGCUGGUGGUUCUGUGGUAUUCCGUUAUACUCGUCCAAUUCUCUCCUCAACUUCGAUCCUGCGGGAUGGCAAACGUCGACCUUUCAAGACAGCCCUGUAGACAUCACCAAUGCUCAAGUACCAGAUCCUAGCUGGCGGUGGGAUUGGCGAAAUUGGUACGUGGACAUGUCGUACGAUGUAGACGAGGAAGGGUGGCAGUAUUCUUUCAGCUUUGGGAACCAGUUUGCCUGGCAUGGUAACCAUCCCUGGUAUCAUUCGUAUGCUAGAAGAAGACGAUGGCUACGAAAGAGGGUCAAAACAGAUACGCAUCGCGGGAAAAGCACUAAAGAGGCACACAGAUUAAACGCUGACUAUUUUACCAUCCAUCCUCAGACCCGCAAUCGCAGUCGAGACUCCAGUGCCGACCGAGCCAACACCUACCGCUCAAGCCUUACUGAUGCUCACCAAGCAGUGAGUGAGGGCGACGACGCAUUGGGUGAGAUCGGAGACAUUGCAGCUUUGCUAGCAGCAUUGAAACGUGCUAUUGUGGACAGGGAAAAGAUAGCCGCGGUUAAAGCUUUCCUGAGUCAGGGCGGAGAUGAGCUCUUUUACCUUGCUCAGACCAUGCCGACUAUUCGGAGUGAUUUUGUGCAUCAAACGUCGCAAAGACAAUUGCAGAACGUCUUGCUUCAAACCCUCCAGGAGGUGACCCGCAGUGAAGAAGACGAGCAGGACGCAGACAAACAAGCGGCCAACAAGCGGAAGAUCGACAAUAUCCUGAAAGCUAUUCAUGCCGGAGGAAUCCACAGCAACGACGUCGACUUCUGGGGCCGCUUGCGGGCUAGAAUGACGAGCAGCGAGACGGAUCCGACCAAUUCAACAGGAGAGUUAGAUGCUACUGAGGUUGCGAACCCUUCCGAAAGUGGUCCAGAAGGUCCAUUUGUAGAUGCUGAAGCUGGCAAUAUUACGGACGAGAUCAAAGGCCUUUCAGAUGAUGCGCGGAUCUUUGAGGAACCGCAUAUUGGCUCUAGCACAUAUACAGAGGGAGAAGUUGACGAAGAGAUAUCAAAGACGUCAGACAAAGGAAAGGGAAAUGGCAAUAUUCUGUCUCCGGCCCCUCCUGGUGCAACAUGGUUGCAGGAGGGUUCUGGUAGGGUGGUGCUUUAUGCUUACGAAGGGUUGAUAGUUGAUGCUAAGGUAGUGCCUAUUAAUAGAAUCUCAGCCAAGCGGGUGGCGACGAAAGCAGUGGGCCAAACUUUACCUCGCACUUCACGCCCGUCCAACUUUCUGCCUCUCUCAAGUCGCUGUGGCUCUGGUGAGCACACAGCUCCUCAAUCUGUUCAUCUGCAUGGCAUCAUGGUGGUCUUCGUCGAUUUAGAAGAUGAGCCCGAUGACAAGCCUCCCCAUUCGGGCGAGCAGGCCGCGGGGUCUGCACUACCUGGAGGCUCCCGUUUCGCCAGUGGCUCGAUAACGCGGAAGGCUGCGAGCCAUCUCUCUGCAAGUGCAAGAACGAGUGCAGAUGAGAGACCGAAUCCGAACCUCAAUACUCUGUCUAAGGCACUUGGCUGCUACCCGUCUGCAUUGACCAAGCAUCAUGGCCUAGUCGCGACCCCUCUUGCCGAGGCAGACACCACUUAUCGCCGAGUUUGGACCUGGCGAACUCGAUAUACGACGUACCUUGGCGGGCUAGGCACAGGUAUUGGCGAAGGGAACGAGGGCGUCAAAUGUGCGCGAGGGGCUGACUGCAAAGGCGCCCUAGAGGUGGAGGUGGAGUUCGAAUGUCCAACCUCGGCCUCAAGUCCUGUGCCUGGAUCCGCGAGUAGUCAUGGCGAGAGUAGUGGAAAUGGAAGCGACGGUGAGGAAGCGUCCGGCACACCGAUGAAGGAGAAAGAGGAGGCAGGAUAUUGGAGGCAAGAAAUCGAAGGCUUAGGGGGCGUUGUGAAGAAAAAGUUUCGCAAGCGUGAACGCAUUGGUGGGACUGUCAGGGAAUGGGAAGACGAGAGUAAGGGUGGGGCUAUCCUUGCCAGGGAGAAGGCGCAUGAGGAUAGGGCAUGGUGUGCCUCGGCAAUUGCUCACUUGCUACCCGACGCGUCGGCUUUCACUCGACGCGUUUCCCUUCCAAUUGCUCAAUCGACCGAGUCAGUCUGUGCCAACCUCCUCAGCUUUGCGCCGAAGGAAGUCACAAUGGGUACCGCCCUACGAAGCAGACAAGUCGCGCCUGCUGAGAAAAGUUCCAUCCAGCAUUUUGGCAAGAUUUCCAAAGCGCAACCUGCUCAAACAAGAAAGAGCACGCUCACGAGAAAGCUUGAAUCUCAGACCGACGCCUUUGAAAAGUCUCCUAUCGUCAAUGACAAGAAGAGAAAAGCAGGCCUUUCGGACACUGAUCGAUCACCACCACCGACAACACCCCGCAAGAAAGCUCGACUCCCUGCCAAUGUCGAAGAAACCCCAACCAAAGGUGCAACGUCUCUGCUCGAAUCUUUCACCUUCGCUUCCUCAAAGCAACCAGUGUCCUAUUCGUGGGCCAAACAGCUUGAGACGCCACCAUCUUCACAAGGAUCAGAUACAAGCUCAGAUGUGACCAAAGAAAUUGCAGAAUUGAUUGAUCUGCAUUCAUGUUUUUUAACCGCUCUCUCACUGCACUACGCACACAAUGGCUCAAUGACGCCCGCAGACCUGCGCGUGCUCUGCCCCAAUAUUUCUCGAACAUGGCAGAAACGACGAGUCCACAUCGAUGAUAUACGCAGCCUGCUGACUAUUCUGCAACCAAACAAGUCAGAUAAGACUUUCGUCCUCUCGGAUUACGGCAAUGGCAAGACGUGCUUGGAACUUUCGGAAAGCGCAUCGAAGAGAGCUAGAAGGAGACUGAUAGACGAAGAAUCUCUCAACGCCCUCUUCAAGAAAAAUCUGCUCUCUCAAUGGCAGACCUUUCAAAAUCCCGAUCCCUCAACACCCCAAGUCUUCCUCGCUAGCUUUCCUCUUUACCCGAUCACCCCCAUCUCAUCAGCAGCAAAACUCGAGCCCCUUCGCAGUAAAGGCCAAACGCGCCUCACAGAACUCAAAGCCGGCGCCAUACAAGCACAAGCUCGCGCCCUCAAAGUCUCAACAGGAAAUAUCAAACACACGUCCACCGGCACCACCAGCAUCGAUUCCUACACCAAGACUCAGCCUACGAAGCCUGCGGUCGAAAACGACCCAUUUGCCCGCUCUGCAGCCCUGAAAUGUCGCAUCUUCGCGCGUCAGCAGGAGCAGCAAUCCCACAACGGCGUCCCCUUGAAUGCCGAACAACUCGCGCGAAGGAGAGCUUUACUGCGCCUACCUGAAGUAGCGCCGGUGCUCGAGAGUCUAGCGCUUUCUUUUGGGCAAAGACAAUGCUUGACUAAUGAUGAUGCGAUUUUGGGGGCAUUUGGCGACGCAGUAGCGGCAGGGGCGAGGAAUUUGUCGUUUACGAUGCCGACAUUGGUGCAGAAUUUGCAGAUGAGUUUGCGGAAUCCGAUUUCGACUGAGGAGGCGGCGUUAGCGGUAAGGAUUCUGGGGAAAAUGACGCCAGAGUGGGUGAGUAUUCGGAGUUUGGGGAAGGUGGUAGGGGUGACUGUGAAAGGGAUGGGUGUGGGAAGGAAGGUAUUAGAUGGAAGGAUUGCGGAGGCACUUGAAAGGUUAUGA
Molecule: messenger RNA, 4068 nt
Organism: Bacidia gigantensis
Lineage: Eukaryota; Fungi; Ascomycota; Lecanoromycetes; Lecanorales; Ramalinaceae
Exons: 5
Coding region: 1-4068 (1355 amino acids)
Cellular component (GO): membrane
Source: RefSeq, a predicted model, not a curated record